Zootoca vivipara (common lizard) is the source of this 7911-nucleotide messenger RNA. The record is from RefSeq and is a predicted model, not a curated record. Lineage: Eukaryota; Metazoa; Chordata; Lepidosauria; Squamata; Lacertidae.
UAUGGUGCCACUGUCAGUAGCAGGCUUUAGGUGGAUUAGUUUAGGACAAGUGUAUGUGCUGUGCCUAUCAUGUGGAUUGUAAGAACAUGGUGUGGUGUGACACUUCUAAUUGAGAUUUGAAUUGUAAGUAAUCUCAAACCCGGUGAUUUUUGGAUAGCCCUAGAAUAGUGGGAUUGUGUGUACAAAAGGGAAGAAAUCUGGGCGCCAUCACAUCUGGCGAUGACAGUUGGAUCCUAAAGCUUGCCAUUUGGUCACCAGCAAUAAGACUCCGUGGGAAUUUUGCAACAAAGCAUCACACUUUGCAGCAGAUAUCACAAAAUUGCAGCAUUUGGAAGAGUUUCAGGACAUGUAAACUGAAGGGAUGUGUGGAGAGCAGAACUUCUUUUGGAUGGAGCCUCUCUUUUUAAAAGCAGCCAUCCAUGCUGGCUUUAAGCUGCUCCUAAAACUCGGGGGAAUUUCAGAAGUACUCCUCAGAACAGUCGGAAAUAGAAAUGAUACUUCCCUGACCAUGUGUGGAAAUGCUUUUCCUGCAUAAAGUGGCUCUUUGGAUUCAAGCCAUAGGCUUUAUGAUCUACAACUGGCAUUAGAGGUUUUAAUGAACUGUUCUGCACUUGCAGGCUCCUUUUUUAAAAGUCAAUAGAGAUUUGGUUGAAAUUCACCUACAGCUGCUGUCUUGCUUUAUUUAUGGAAUAUUUAAUCAUGAGCUGUUUUAUUUUUUAAAUACAAUUUUGAAUAAGCACAUUUUGACAAUUAAAUUCACAGUUGUUCCCAAUAAAAAAGUUAGAAUCCUGCUCAUUAUUAAUCGUUUAUGCAGUUAUCCUGUUCAUGGUGCUUUACAGAAAUAAACUCAUGUCCUUGCCUGCCUCUUGGAAGAAGCUACAGUUGUACAGUGGUUCUUUUACUAUUGUCCCGCAAUAUUUGGACUAUUUGGAAAGUCCAGAAAGCUUUUGAGUUUUCGUGCUUCAUGACUCCAGGGGGUUGUUCUUGCAUUUCCCAACUGUUUUCUCCCUUCCAUAUUCUGGGAUUGAUGAAGAUUGGAGUGACAAGACAGUUCUGGUCACAGCAGUCAGAUCUGCAGGAGCCCUUCGGAUCUCUGACUGAGGAGGAGUGCUGGGCUGGCUUCACGCAGGAAGGGAGAAUCACAGAGAGCAGAAACCACAGUUAUGAGGGCUGUUGCAUUCUCCUGGUUUUCUGUGUGGCUUUUGGGGUUCAGAAUCAUAGUUGCCUACAAGUAUAUAGUGAUUGCUCCGCAAUAGCUGAUUUUCCACCCUCACUAGGAUUACGGUAGCUGGUCUGCAGUGGAUAUUAUUCCAUGUCAUUUGGCCCUCGGGCAACAUUGUCUCACAAUUUCUGUAGAAACCUAAGUAUCCAUUUGACCUGGGUUCUCCCUGCCCUUCAUUUUAGUGUGCUUUGCUUCUCUCUGGCACCUGCUGCUACCAUCUGAGAAGCCUUUGCAGACACAUUAUCAGUAACACAACAUGAAUAGCUUGGCUUUGCCCCUUGCAUUCUUCAAAGGGUUUGUAGAGGUUUGCUCUUGCGAUUUAGCAGGUUGAUUUUUUUUAAUCAGCACUACCCCAGACAGUUUGGGGGCUGAAAAAUUGCCCAUUGCAAAGGUUUCAAAGGCACCAGGGCUUUAGCACACCAAAGGCUGCUUCUUAUGUGUGCUUGAAAGCAAAACGGAGCAGCUUCAUGAACAGGAAGGAAAUAAUGAGCUUGAUCUCUGCCAUAGUACUGGCUUCUCUCUUUGUAAUGGGAAGGUAGUGUAUAAGAUCAAAGCACUUCUCAGCAGAAUUGUGCCGGAUUGGGGCACUAGUUUCCGCACAACUGCAGGUGUCUUUGUAGAAGGUUACGAGGACGUCUUGUACGCAUGUCAGAUAAUAGGACAUUUUCCACUCUCAAUUCACACACCAUAUCCAACUGCUGUGCCGUAUAAAGUAAGCCUCAUUGAGCUUGAUGGGAUUUACUCCUGGGUAGGAAUGCACUGUUACUGCUUAUUGUAUGGGUGGUUUUUUUUUUAGUUCCAGCCUUAUUUUAACAUGUUUUCUUUAAAAGCCUAGAUGAGUACUUUGGUAAAAUGAGAGAACGCUCAACUUUUAAACCUUGAAGAGUUUAAGAGGCCGAGCAUUCCCCCAUUAUGCCACAGUAUUCAUCUAGCAUUUUAAUGAAAAAUCUCAGUAAGGACCUGCAGGAUUGCCCACUUCUAUAAUGGGGAAAACUCUUGGACUUCCAGAUGCUUCUGGACUAAAAUUCCCAUCUGCCUCAGCUAGCACAGCUAAUGAUUGGGGGCGAGUUGUAAUCCAGCAACAUCUUAAUGGUUGCGGGUUACCCACCACUGAUCUAGUUCUUUGGAGGCCCUGAGCUCUGUUCUGUGAUGGCAUGCAUUUCUAGCCUUAUUUUUAAAGAGAGACUUAGGGGAGCAAGUUACAGUAAUCCCCUUGCUUCAGAGCUAUCCCCUCCAGUCAAAAUGUGCAGACUAUACUUUGCUAUUGUGUUGUGCCUCUGUUUUGGCACUUCAACUCCUAGGAUGUUGAAUGGAUGAACUGCAACUUGGAUAAUAUGUUGUCUGCAUGGUCCUUAAGAAUUAUGGGUACUGCAAGUGAGAUUGGCAUGUGAAAUUAGACUAGUUCAGAGAAAGGAGAAUGAGACUGCCAGAUUCUGUUCUGUGAUUGGUUGUUGUUGUUGGCUUUUAUAAUAAUAAUAAUAAUAAUAAUAAUAAUAAUAAUAAUAAUAAUUUAUUUAUACCCCGCCCAUCUGGCUGGGUAUAAAUAUAUUUUUACAUCAUGUGAGCCCCCUGCACUGACACCCUGCUGCAUUUUGAUAUGAAACCACCACUUCAGUUUGCUUAUAAAUCCAAACAAAAUAAAAAAAAUCCUUCCAGCAGCACCUUAGAGACCAACAAAGUUUGUCAUUGGUAUGAGCUUUUGUGUGCAUGCACACUUCUUCAGAUAAAUCCAAUUUGUGUAUGAGUCACUUCCUCUAAUUGCUUCAUUUUAGGAGACAUUUAAUAGCUCAGGAAAAGGUGAAACAAACUUCUGAUGUAAACAAUUUCCAGUUAUUAUAUGUUCUUAUAUUCACAGAAGUUGGUCCAGUGAAACAGUCUGUCUACCUUCCUUGUUUUGUAUGUGCAUUGGUAGAGCUAAUAAUUGAUUGGACUACAUAAAAGAUUUAAAUAAUGUAGUUGUAAGGGACUUCCUCCUCCCUACACUUGUAGUAUUUAUUAGUAUCAGUGAGUGGUACUGACUUCUGGAUUUUUCUAGGAAGAAUGGCUGCUGAACUUUAGUGUUCCAGUUUGCGCAGAACUUUCAAGCCAUUCUAAGAGAGGGGGGGGUCACCCCCAGCACUUCAAGAUUUCAAGAUGCAGGAGCCAGUUGCUGCAGACCCAAAGGCAGUCCCUCCCCCAAGCCGUACCAAAAACCCAGCAGCUAACCCCCGGCGAAUGCGGCGGAUUAUAGCUGAGGAUCCUGAGUGGAGUCUAGCUAUAGUGCCACAGCUCACAGAGCUCUGCAUACAGCACAUAAUCAACAACUUUGAAAGUAAUCCUAUUUUGAAUAGCCUCCUUCCUGAACACCAAAGGAAGGUGCUGGACAAGGUCUCCACAAGUCUGCCCCUCACUGUGACUGCCAACCUGAUUAGUGAUGAAAUUUAUUGGAAACGAUGUUGCAUUGCGAGAUGGGCAGUUUGUGACGUGUCCCGCUAUGGAAACAGCUGGAAACGGAUGUUUUUUGAACGUCACUUGGAGAACAUCUUGAAGUUCUACAUUCCAGACACCACGAACCCCAACCAGGUCCUGGAUGUCAUCCCACUCUGCAAGGAAUAUGUGAAGAAGCUAGAUAUCGACCAGUUCCUUCCACCUGUGAAAAUAGAUCAGAAGAAGGAAGACGAAGAAGCCUCUGAUACAGAAAGUGAUUCUGGAAUGGAUGAACCGUCCAUGGACCAUUUUGAUAUGAGCAUUCUCACUCCAGCGCUCUGUCACCUAGAGGAGCUGCACUUAUCUUACGGCGUUAAAGAUUGUGGCAUGAAUUUUGAGUGGAAUCUUUUUGAGUUCACCUACCGGGACUGCUGCUCCCUGGCCAAUGCUGUCAAGAAGUGUCCAACUUUAAAAGUCUUCAAACUGUCUCGAAGCAAAGUGGAUGACGAAAAAUCUCGUGUGCUGAUCCAUGAACUGUUAGACCAUCCCUCGCUAACAGAACUGAACUUAUCUCACAAUCUGAUUGCAGACCGGGGAGCACGAGCUGUUGGCAAACUGAUCAACCGCAGCAAGAUAGUAACCCUUAACCUUUGUGAUAACAGGAUCCGUGCUCCAGGAGCCCAGGCGAUUGCUCACGCCUUGUCCAAGAAUUCCAUUCUGACGUCCCUCAACAUGCGUCUCAACUGCAUUGAGGAUGAGGGAGGCCAAGCCAUUUGCCACGCCCUCUUGGCUAAUGGCACUCUGACAAAUCUUCACUUGGGUGGCAAUGAGUUGUCGGAGCCAACGGCAACCCUUUUCUCUCAGGUCCUUGCUCAGAACACGGCUCUGACUCACAUCAACCUCUCCUGCAACCACAUCGGGCUAGAUGGAGGGAAGCAGCUGCUGGAAGGCAUGACUGAUAACAAGACAGUGAUAGAAUUUGACCUGAGGCUGGCAGAGGUGGGCCAAGAGAGCGAAUACCUCAUUAACCAGGCCAUAAAGACCAACCAGGAACUAGCCCGACUCAAAAGCCUGCAGCACCCGACCUCUGCACCUGUUCCACAUACGGUUGAAGAAAAACACCCCGAACAAGGCUAACAUUUCCUGUGUCUUUCUCCUCACCAUGUUAGAUUAAAUGCCUAUUUUAUUUUUGCUAAGCAUUGUGCUGAGAAGUUCCUUCUUCUCAGCUGUGUUUGAUCUUGGCUGGCCAUGGCUUCCUUUCCUCCUGCCUUUCUCUUCACCUUCCCAUGAAGCCUGUGGGACAAGUCCCUUGGUCCCAUGUCACAUUGCACCUGAGCCUGGGCCUAACCCUAGCAGGGGCGACGGAAAGCAUGUGGCUACCCUGUUUACCCCUUCCUCCCCUUGCUCUGUUGUUCCUCUUUGUCAGAUUUUAGAUCGGAAGCUGCUAAAGGCAGGGACUUCUUCUACUCUGUAAAGUACACCCUGAUGGAGCUAGAUUAUGGUGAUUAUUAAUCAUUGAUUAAAUCUUUUGAAAUCAUUUUUGACAGGCCAUUCUGGGAACUGAACAUGACAAUACUGCAGAAGCAGGUUAAGCAAGGCAGAGUAUGUUGAAAGUGAGCUAGCAAAAUCCUUCAGGUACAAGAUUCUUGUUUAAUUCACUGAUUUUUUUUGUAUAUCUUUGAAUGAAGCUUUCCCUCUCUCUUUGCCCACCCCAUCAACCCUCUUUCCCCUUUGUGAUCCCAAAGCAAAAGUCCUCUCAAUAGCAGAAACAGCAAGCAGACCAAAAAUGACUAAGGUUCAGCCUUCUGCUGCCUUCGCGAUCUAUCUAGUGGUGCUCUCAGCCUGGCCAAGCCCUGGUAUUAACAUGGGAAAGCAGGGAGCUGUCCAUUUGACCCUGCAAAUGAUGGUGCUGAAUCCUGACAGAAGCUCCAAAACUUAUUGCAGGAUCACAUCCUGCAAACCUCUGGUUUAUACCCCAGGGCACACACCAGCCUACGUUCAGUGUUCCCCUCCCCCUUUGUUCAGGGAGUAUAUUAGGAACGCAAACCUAUAAAUUGUACCUCUAAACUUCAAAAGGGUGUGUGCGCAUUGUGGAUACAUCACAAAACAGCUCAAGGUAUACCGUAAUUGUUCCUCUGGGGUUUUUUUCCAGUUCAAUCCUGGGGAGGGGCAGAGUAUUUUUUCCAUCUGUUCAAUUCCGUAGUAUAAAUACUGUAUAUUUGGGCAUAUAAGACGACCCCCAACUUUUCCAGUUAAAAUAUAUGGGGAUAUACUCGCCAUUUAAGAAAUACGACCCGGCGUAUAAGACCCCCGAUUUUUGAGAAGAUUUUCCUGGGAUAAAAAGUAGUCUUAUAUGCAGGAAGAUACAGUAUUUGUGACCUGUUAACACAUCAUCCUAAGCCAAUGGGCAACUCCUCUAAAUCUUGUGACUGUAAAGCUGCCUUACUGUUGCUAGCUGUUGCUAAAGUGUGGGUUGAUGUGAGGCCAGUGACAGAAUCUGCUGUGACUUAAAUGGCUUCCUGGGUGCAAUUUGAUUUUGGAUUUAGCCAUCCAAACUUUCUAAGACCCAGUUAUGUCUCUUGCAGUUGUUAUCUUAUUUUCCUUCUCCUGGGGAGAUUCUCAGUAAUAGGGUCAAGUGAUGAUUGCUAGGGGGAGGGCAGGCAACACCCUCCAAAGUGACAGUCAUGUGCAAUGGGAAGACUCUCAUUUUUAGCAUCAAAGGGUACAUCCCUGAUCCGACCUCCAAAGUCUCCUGCUUUUUCAAGCUUCUCUCUGAAGACAGGAUCAGAAAGGCUUUCUCUAGCUAUUGCCCCAGGUUAGCACACAGCAGCAAAGUCACUUAAAAUUCCACUAGGUGCUUUAUUGCUUAUAUAAUCUGAGGUUCUUGCUAUGUCUCAGUAUUUUCCUAGUAACAAUUGCCAUCAGAAUGGUUUUCCUUCCUACACAUCUUGUCUUUCCUCACUUCUUUAGGGUUGCAUUACAUAACACAGUUGCUGUUCAUAAACUCAGAAAUGCUAUUUGGAUAGAGAAAAUUCAAGAUGUUAGGCACAAUCCUGUGUAUGUUCCAUUGACCUGUGUGACAUUCUAAACACACUUACUAGGUAAUGCUAAGCUUGCAAAAGUUGCCUUUGAAAUCUCUUUGCCCUGUUAACUAACCCAGAAGCCCAGUCAUAAUGACAAUGGUGUCACAUUAUUAAUUGUUCUAUACUGUAUAUGAAGAACUGAACUAUCAAUUAUUCACAUGUAACACUAAUCCAAAACAUGGCUUAACAUGAAGUUUUAAGGUCAUUAUUUACAUAUAAAACCCUAAACUCUGGAUCAGGUUACCUGAAAGACCAACUUCCCCACCAUUGCUGGUGAGCACAUUAAGAUCAACCAACAAAUGCAGCCUAAUUAAUCUUGUCAUGACCUAAUUAUUAGUGGGUUUUUGCUGGCACAUAGGUGGGCCUUUUCACUGAUGUCACUAGAAUGUGCUCAAUGCCUUCCUUUUCUAAAAUCCUCCCAAGUAUUCAAUCUUGCCUUUUUUAAAAAAACAAAACAAAAACCCGCUUACAUUUAAAAUUACCGUAAAUUGUUCUGGGGAGGGAGAGGGUGGUUGUGAUGUCGCCAGUAUUAGCUAAUCCAUGCUGUGCAAUGCAGUCCACAAUCGACUCCCCCAAGAUCAGGCACCCCCAAACUGCGGCCCUCCAGAUGUUUUGGCCUACAACUCCCAUGAUCCCUAGCUAAGAGGACCAGUGGUCAGGGGUGAUGGGAAUUGUAGUCCAAAACAUCUGGAGGGCCGAAGUUUGGGGAUGCCUGCCCAAGAUCAACCCUGCAGAGGAUUAAGUGUAUGUAACCAGAAUAUGGUGGGUGGGCUUUCAGAAGACACUGGCUUCUUUUUUGAUGGGUCUCUACAAACUCUAUGAAGAAAGUCAGCCAGGCACACAUCAGACAUCGUGAAUCAUCUGGAACUUUUAUUACACCGAUUUGGUUUACAAUCUUUGUACUUUUGAUAUUUCCAACAAAAAGGCAACAUUGUGAUAUACCGUUUUACAUAGAGACAAACAGAACUAGAUCGUACGGACAUAUUGAAAAGUAAAAACUGUUCUCAGUGCUCACAGAAAAGUUGUGUCAGAAUUGGAUUUAUCUCCGCUGCUGCUCAUUGUGGGCAAUGGAUACAAACGUCCACCAUCCAUGGCUCUGCUGCCUGCAGUGCCCCUCGGCCAAAGGGGCUUUAGCUGCUUGAUGUUUUGGCCGUAAUAGAUCAGAAAGGAUACUUGUGUGAGGUUAUCUUGGGUGGCAGC